AUGCGUUUGUGGGAGCAAGGCGGAAGCCCGCCCGCACUGAUGGCUGUCAUUGCUUUCAAAAUUGUCUUGCUCGGUUCGCUCACAUUCGUCCCGGACAAAGCGUCGAGCUCAGACUACUCGCACGUUUGCAAUUUCGGCACUGAGGAACUCCAAGUGGCGGCAAACAGCACCACCAACUUUCAGUGUGGUCUCAUGCUGGCCUUGGCGCCAGAGGCUGCGUCGAACAUGGUUUACAGAGGACCAGCCUGUACAGAGAAAACAGAACUUGCCAGGCUAAUCCCAGGAGCACAGUUGGUUCCCGCAGACGCACAAUACAUCGGAAAACGCUCCCUAGAUCGAACGCUGUCUCCGGUUUAUAGUCUGAAAAUCGGUGACACUCUCGCGGAAGACGUUCAGCUUUGUUACAGGUGUACGACAUCCGAGAUCAGUGGUAUACACGGAGAAGUAGGGGAAAACGACCCGAUAAAUCGUGGUCAAAUACCGACUGACACACUUUGCAAAAUUCUCAUCCGCGUGACGGCUCCGCAAAAAACGCUGGCCGCUGCUUUGGGAGCAAGUAUUGGCCGGUCGCUGAGCGUAGGGCUGGCAUUUUUGACAGGUCUUUGCUUCUGA
Messenger RNA from Toxoplasma gondii ME49, 612 nucleotides. RefSeq lists its product as hypothetical. Bases 1 to 612 code for a protein of 203 amino acids. The transcript has a single exon. Lineage: Eukaryota; Apicomplexa; Conoidasida; Eucoccidiorida; Sarcocystidae. The record is from RefSeq and is a predicted model, not a curated record.